AUGUGGUUGCUUAAUACCGACAAACUCGACAGACCGAAACUGGUACAAGUUCCCGAAGAAUCAGCACCAAGAUAUGCGAUCUUGUCCCAUACUUGGGGCAAGGAAGAAAUAACAUUUCAGGAUAUCCAAGAGUUGAGCCGUAGAGAAUGGUCUCGAGCAGUCUCUCAAACUGCAAUGACAAUUCAAAAGAAAAAGGGCUUUAUCAAGAUUCGUAGAGCGGCGGCUAUAGCGGCUGAUCACGGAUACAAUCAUGUAUGGGUAGAUACAUGUUGCAUAGACAAAACCAGCAGCGCCGAGCUAUCUGAAGCUAUCAAUUCAAUGUUCAGGUGGUAUAGGCAGGCAUCAAUUUGCUAUGCUUACAUGGAGGAUGUCAAACAUGGCUAUCAUGAUAGGAAAGGGGGCCUUUUCUCUUUACUCUGUCGGAAUAGCCGCUGGUUUACUCGGGGUUGGACUUUGCAAGAGCUCAUUGCACCAGAAGAUGUCAUCAAAGCGCAUGACGGGUACAUACGCGUUUCACUUGCGCAAAUCACUGGGAUCGACGUCAGAGUGCUUGAAGGAAUUAUCCAGCCCAGUGAGAUAAGCAUCGCUUCGCGGAUGAAAUGGGCGUCGCAGCGAGAGACAACUCGAAUAGAGGACGCCGCCUACUGUUUAAUGGGACUUUUCGACGUCAACAUGCCCUUGAUAUACGGAGAGGGCACAAAAACUUUUAUAAGACUGCAAGAAGAAAUUCUGAAGAGUUCGAGUGAUCACUCCAUGUUCGCAUGGAAGGCGCCAGAAACAGGUUCCAAUGAGGCUCUCACUGGACUUCUUGCUGAAACAUCUCAAUACUUCGCCGACGUGGGCAAUUACCGGCCAAUGCCCCCAUCAGCUUCUCGGGGGAGCGCCACAUGGAGCACGACGAACCAGGUGAAAGCCAGGAUGACUACUAUGCUAUUCUGGAGUGCGCGUUACGACGCAGCGAUGAGGCAUACCAGAGUCCAGCGAUUCGUAUGA
Xylaria bambusicola is the source of this 993-nucleotide messenger RNA. RefSeq names its product HET-domain-containing protein. NCBI's taxonomy places the organism in Eukaryota, Fungi, Ascomycota, Sordariomycetes, Xylariales, Xylariaceae. The record is from RefSeq and is a predicted model, not a curated record. The transcript has 3 exons. The coding region runs from base 1 to 993 and encodes 330 amino acids.